CUCUCUAUUUCUCUGUAGGUUCUGUCUGUUCCCCACAGAAGAUUGGUGUGCUGUAGCCGUCUGUUUGAGGUGACGGACGUCAACAAGGCCCAGAAACAGGCAGCCCACCAGAGAGAAGUCUUCCUCUUCAAUGACCUUAUCGUGAUCCUGAAGCUGUGCCCGAAGAAGAAGAGUUCAGCAGCCUACACCUUCUGUAAAGCCCUGGGCCUCCUGGGCAUGCACUUCACACUGUUUGAGAACGAGUACUACCCCCAUGGCAUCACCAUCAUCUCACCCUUCGGCUCAGACAAGAAGCAGGUGCUCAACUUCUGUGCUCAGAGCGCCGAGGAGCUGCUCAAGUUUCUAGAAGAUCUGAAGGAGUCCAUUGCUGAGGUGUCAGAGAUGGAACAGAUACGCAUUGAAUGGGAGUUGGAGAAACAGCAGGGCUCGAAGGGAGUGUCAGCUAAGAACAAUGGCACUCUGGAGCUACGCAGCAAACAGGGCUCCCCGUCAGGCAAGCAGGACCUGGAUGAGAACAGUGGACACAAUGCAGUGGAGGUGUCAAUUCACAACAGGCUUCAUACAUACCAGCUCAGCAGCAGCGGGAGCUUGCCCCGGAGCCCCGAGAGUGUUGGAGCCCUUCUUAACCACCGGGCGGAGCUCUUGCAGCAGCCGCAGCUUCAGUCAGCCGCUGGCACCCCCCUCCACCACCUGCAACAGCUCCAGCCAAUCAGCAUGGGCGACCUUCGGCCCGACACGCUCAUCCAGUGCCAGCAGAUUGUCAAGGUGAUCGUCCUGGACAACAGCGGCCAUGGCCGCGUGGAGGCCUUCCUCAGCCACACCCCCACCCACGCCCAUCAUCAUCACCAUGCCCACCACCACCAGGUCAUCCGGUCGGCCACCUCCACUCCUGUGAGGUCGCCAGAGAGCAAGGACGGUCACCAGCCCCCCUUACCCCCUCCUCCUCCCCCCUACAACCAUCCCCACCAGUACAUCCCCCCGGCGGACCCCCGCCUCAGCCUCCAGAGGACCCCAAGUGGCUCUCGAAGCCUGCUGUAAAUAAGAGACCAAUGAACCAAUGACCCUCACCCACCUGACCUCACCCCAACCUCACACCUCACUCCCAACCUCAGCCCAACCCCACCCACCCUGCCCACGUCACUAACAGAACAUAUGUACAUGCUAUACAUACAGAGACAGAGCUAUAAAAAAAAGAUAACACAUCUAUAUGCAUAUAUUUAAGGAAAUAACGACAAAAGAUGAAUCGAGGUAAAGAUUUAAAAGGAGGUGUGGAGUAACAUCAUGAGAAUAAUCCAAGUGGAAAAGAAGACGAAUUUUACUUGAUUCCAUGUGUAUUUUGAAAUAUUAUGUAGUUUUAACAAAUUUCUAUAACAGUUUUGUCAGUUUUAAUCUUUAAAUAUAGAUAAUAUCAUUGAUUUCUUUAGUUUUCUGGAUGGAUCUUUAGUAGUUAACAAGGAAGGACGUAGUACAAAAUCCAGCACCAACCAACUAGAUUCAGAUGGAUUCCACAGACUAUGUGAAUGUCUUGGAGAUUCCCUCCAAGAUUGAACUUAAUCUAAGAACGACUUUUGUUCACUUUUACCAUUCAUAUCCUAACCUCAUCUCUAUGUGUGUGUGCAUUUGAUUGACAAUGACUGAACAAUGUGUGUGCCAAAAUGACAGAAGUCUCCACCAAACGGAGUACUUUGUACUCGGCUAGAAGAAAACUAGAAGAACUCAGAAUCUCCUCCACUCUCACCUCGAGGAGUACCCUACAUGUAAAAAAUAAUUACAGCUAGCGAUAUUUCAGUGCAACCUGUCUCCUUGUUUGCAAUGUGGUGGAUUUAUUCAUUGAAAUGGGAGACUGCUGUCUCUUUCUCCCCCUCUCUCUCCCUCUAUCUCCCCCUCUCUCUCUCUCCCUCUCUCUUGCUCUCUCUCUGUCUCUCUCUCAUCUCUCUCUGUCUCUCUUUCUCCCCCUCUCUCUCCCUCUAUCUCCCCUCUCUCUCUCUCCCUCUCUCUCUCUCUCGCUCUCUCUCUGUCUCUCUCGUCUCUCUCUGUCUCUCUUUCUCCCCCUCUCUCUCUCUAUCUCCCCCCCUCUCUCUCUCUCUCGCUCUCUCUCUCGCUCUCUCUCUGUCUCUCGCUCUCUCUGUCUCUCUCUCGUCUCUCUCUGUCUCUCUCUCGUCUCUCUCUGUCUCUCUCUCGUCUCUCUCUGUCUCUCUCUCGUCUCUCUCUGUCUCUCUCUCGUCUCUCUCUGUCUCUCUCUCGUCUCUCUGUGUCUCUCUCUCGUCUCUCUCUGUCUCUCUCUCGUCUCUCUGUGUCUCUCUCUCUCUGUGUGAUCUGAGGAGGUGUGUUAUUUGUCAUUCUCUGUGGUGUUGUUUUUCUUUCUUUUCUAUUAUCAGGAAACACACUUCCACUGUCAUCCUGCACAGAUCCCCCGUCCAGUUACUGUAGCUAAGGAUGAUGGCAUAUGAAGGCAAGGCAACCAAUCAGAAGGCUUACUGCCAAACCAAAAGCCAAUAACAGCCCAGGAAAUAAGCUCUUUAUUUGCUGUCGUCAUUGUUAUAUUCAGCUCAGGAAUUCUUGACGUAAAUGUUCUGGAAUGUUCUGGAAUGGUUUAGAUUGCACAUUUAUUGUGUGCAUGUGCUGUUAUGAUGAGAGCAUAACUAGGACCAGGAAUAACUCCAGGCCCUAAUCACAGCCAAUAAGACUGGUAAUUCCCACUAUUCGCCCUUUGCCAGUCUGCAGAUCUGCCAAUACAAUCCAACCAAAAUGAUUUCCCAGUGUAUUUUGGAGCGCAACACACUCAUUAUGUUAAACAUAUGCACUGGACAAACAUGACACUUGUAAUUUCUCAAUGCUGCUUCUUCUGUGUAUCAAAAUAGCCUUUUUAUUUGACUUUUUUAAAAGCUUAGUACUCCGAUAUUCACAUCAUUCAUAACAGCACUCAAAUGUUUUGUCUGUUAUUUGCUCAUCUGUAUUGAAGGGGACAAGAAUCAUCUUAAUCUCUCGCUUUUCGCUCAGCUUAGUUUGUUAAAUAUCAAAUUGGGUUGUCUGAGAGGACAACCAAGUUAUCUCUAUCCAUGUAAAUGCUAAGGUCAACAAAAUGUAAUUUAUCUGAAAUAGUUCAUCGACUGCUCUGGUCUGAAUGUGCCCAUGUUUAAAACAUGAGCUACAUCAGGUGGUUUGGAAUAUAUAUUCGGCUGGCCCUCCUGGCCUCCUCUCAUUCAGCCCUGCCUCUAGUUCAGAUAAUUACCAACCUGCUGUGUGGAGGUCUCCAACUCAUCUCCAAUCUCAGUCUACUUCAUCUGUGAGGAGCGAGCCUCUGGAAAAACAAUCUAUUGCACCACGCUGCUGUGGGGGCUGAGAGGUUGACAGUGGUGUGUGUGUUUGUUUGUGUGAGUGUGUGUGUGUGUGUGUGUGUGUGUGUGUGUGUGUGUGUGUGUGUGUGUGUGUGUGUGUGUGUGUGUGUGUGUGUGUGUGUGUGUAUAUACCAAAUGUGAUAUGUAUCCCAUAUCUCCUGUGUGUGUGUGUGUGUGGAGAUUGCCCACCACAGCAUCGUGACUCCUGCUCACCAAGAGGAGAUCUCACACGAAUCUCUUCAGCGGAGAUCCUUCCCCUUUUUAAUGUGUCAGUUUCAAUAGACACAAGGCUCUGUUAUAUUAACUGCUGAAGGGUGUUUAAAACAGGGUUACAUAUUUCAAAUACUUCACUGUGUCAGUGUCCCAAAUAGGGCACUGUUCCCUACAUAGUGCCCUACUUUUGACCUAUAGGCCCUGGUCAGAAUUAGUGCACUGGAAAGGGAAUAGGGUGCCAUUUGGGAUGCUCAGUGUCUCUUUAGGGUUUAACAGCCUAUGGCAAACCAGAGAGCUGUGUCUGUAUCCAUUUCACACUCUAAGAACAAGUUAAUCUGUUUUCUGUUCCUUUCGUCGUUGUCAAUUCAACAUGUGGAGUGAAUGUGAUUCUUCAACCCGGCAUGACAUUGGUUUUGUAUGUAUAGGAGGCCUAUUGAUACUGUGAUACAUGCUUUCCCUUCAAAGUCAAGUUUGUUGUGCAUGACUGAAUUUGACAGAGUGCAGCACAGGGGAUAAAUAUGUCAUUAUUCUGUCCGUUCACCCACAAUGCAUCAGAAUGUGAAAAGCCUAUCAUUGUCUUUGUGGGCAAAAAUGUGACUGUCUCCCAUGAAUGGAGUCUCAAGCAGCAAAAAGGAGGUUUAGUGGAAUUGAUUGAAUGCUACUGUAAGUUCGUUCAAAGGACUCACCUUUUUCUUUGGAUAUAGACGAAAGGGCUCUGUGAUGCUAAAAAUGCACUGCUGUCGUUUCAGGUGACGCGUGGAACUCUUCCCUUCUGGGGGUUUUCUGUCACCUAUGUUGUUCUAUUGUCGCACAAUGAGGAAGGGGGCCUUUUAGGAGGACAGACUUGUUGAAUUUGGGCAUAGGUUUUAACCAUCACCUCCCUCGGUUGGCUUUGAAUCCCUCUUAACCUGUCUUCUGUUCUGCAGUAUAUCAACAUGCUAUUAAAGAUGGUUUCAGUCUAUUCACCAUA
Oncorhynchus kisutch (coho salmon) is the source of this 4521-nucleotide messenger RNA. Its product is annotated as IQ motif and SEC7 domain-containing protein 3. The record is from RefSeq and is a predicted model, not a curated record. Lineage: Eukaryota; Metazoa; Chordata; Actinopteri; Salmoniformes; Salmonidae. The coding region runs from base 217 to 1038 and encodes 273 amino acids. The transcript has 6 exons.